Molecule: messenger RNA, 1409 nt
Organism: Siniperca chuatsi (mandarin fish)
Lineage: Eukaryota; Metazoa; Chordata; Actinopteri; Centrarchiformes; Sinipercidae
Gene: gsx2
Product: GS homeobox 2
Exons: 2
Coding region: 236-949 (237 amino acids)
Biological process (GO): regulation of DNA-templated transcription
Cellular component (GO): nucleus
Molecular function (GO): sequence-specific double-stranded DNA binding; DNA-binding transcription factor activity, RNA polymerase II-specific
Source: RefSeq, a predicted model, not a curated record
GAAUAAAUCUGCAAGUUGUGAUUGGAGGCCCAUGGAGACAUCACGUGGUUUGGGUCGCUGACAGUAUAAACCCUUGGAGACGGGUGCGCACGUGGGUGACGCUGCAGGGCCAACCCUCUUCGGGGUCCCUUUUGUUGAACCAUCAAACAUAAGCACCUUUGGAGAUCCCGAGUGGUUCAGAUGAGAAACAGCUAUCAUCUUGUGCACGGAGCGAUCACUUAUCAGCGGCGCAGCCAUGUCGAGGUCUUUUUACGUAGAUUCUUUAAUAAUCAAGGAUACGGUGCGACCUGAACCAGCAGAGCACCCAGGACAAGACUUCCUUAUCCCCAUCAGCAUGCAUUCUCCGAGCGUAAUGACGGUCACCGCUCCGGUGUGCCCAUCCAGGAAAAAUGGGACUUUCUGUGUUUGCCCGCUGUGCGUCACGUCCCACAUCCACUCUUCCCGCAGCGGCAUUCCCAUGCUGAAGAGUCAGUUUCCAGGAGCGGAGGCGCAGUACUGUCAGAGAAUAGCUCAUCAGUCUCCUGCACUCGCGCACCCGGGACAUACACCUGUCUGCACGCCCACCUUCAGCGUCACAGAUCCCAGGAGAUACCACUGUCUUUCUAUUGGCGCCUCCGAGAACAGCCACAUACAGAAUGGCAAGAGGAUGCGCACGGCUUUCACAAGCACGCAACUCCUGGAACUUGAAAGGGAGUUUUCCACGAACAUGUAUCUUUCGAGACUCAGAAGAAUCGAAAUCGCCACGUAUUUGAACCUCUCGGAGAAACAGGUGAAAAUCUGGUUUCAGAACCGCAGGGUGAAGCACAAGAAGGAAGGGAAAGCCACCCAAAGGAGCGCACACAGCGGUUGCAAGUGCACAACCGGUCACACAGACUAUUCAAGGUCAGAGGACGAGGAGUCUCUAUCUCCGGCUUCUGCUGAGGAAGAGAAAGAGGUGUCACCCAUCUGAGAGCAACGCGACUCCCAAAUUCCCACUGCUGGCACUUACUCUGCCCUGCUGCAGUUAUGGGUUAUGGCAUCACGCAACCUCUGGGCCAUAAAUCUCCUGCAUGAAGUUUAAGAAGUGUUGAAAACGUCAGUUGUUCUUCACUUCAUGUGUAUCCUACUUUUAAAUUAAAGGACUAAAAUGUGAAUACGUGUUUUAACACUGUGGUGAAAUACUGGGAAACAUGACCCACUGUAUGCCUAAUAGACUGAUGUCUUUUGAUCCCUUCAGGGUUCUCACCUACACACCCAGGCCAAGUUAACUGUCCCCAGUACAUGUUUUCAAUUAUUGCUGUCGGUGAGGUUGUGUGGUAAUGAAAGCCCUUAGAAAUAGUAUAGGCCUAACCUGUGUGGAACCUGUACGCAAAUAUUUGUAAACUAUGUAUAUCUGUAUUUAUUGUAAUAAACAUGACGAGUUGACCUAA